UGUAGGCCAAAUAAGCAUAGCAACAAGUCCCCACUGGAUGCCAGUAAUGACACCAACUCACUGCUGUUCUGAAGUGACUUCCAUUCAAUCAAAGACCUAAUUGGUUUCAUUGGGGUUAGUGGGAGGAUUAUAUCUACCUUCUCAGUUUAAACCGAGCAAAGACAGUCUCUAUGUUGUUGGAUACAUAUAUACCUGUGUGAAUAUUUAUUCAUUUAUCUUGCUACAAUUUUUAAAGGUGGGGUCUGGUCAUUUGAAAUGUAUACACUCGUGUUUCAAACACUAAGUUUAAAAUAAUAAACAGUCUCCACCCUUGGACUGUACUGUGAUUUAACAUCAAGUUAAAUAGAGAACUUAAAUAAAUCUAAUUUAAACCAUGCCUAAAAAUAAUUACAGAACAGUGCUCUCGUACAAUGUAAAUGACAAAAAGGAGUCUAACUUCAGUGAUCAAGCUUUGGCCAAAAGAAAAACAAGGCAAGGAACUGAAAAGAAAAAUAUGACCUAUCUCUUUAAAUGAGCUUCAGUGUCAUGUCGUUGGCCCCGCCUCUAGGUCCUCUUUCCGGCCUAUCGGAGCGCAGUGCACGUGACGAGCGGUCUGUGCGAUGACCUCAUCCCUGGUGUGGGAUGACGUCAAAUUCAAGAUGGAUGGAAUCACGACCAGCGGCAGAAAUCUACACAGCACUGAAUAAAGUCCCGGCUGUGAGGAGGAGAGCGUAUUGACGACGGGCAGGCCAUGGAGAGCCUAGUGCAUUACAGCAACCCCUCCCAUGCCCUGUCAGUGUUGGGGGUUCUGAAUGAGCAGCGCCUGCGAGGCCAGAUGUGUGACGUAGUCCUGGUCGUGGCGGACCAGAGGUACCAGGCCCAUAAAAGUGUUCUGGCCACCACCAGUGAGUAUUUCCAGAUCCUGUUCACACGGACGGACGCAGAUUCUCUGAACGUUGUGAACUUGGACUUCUGUGAGCCCGACGCCUUCGAGAUAGUUCUGAAUUACAUUUACUCCUCCUCACUAUUUGUGGACAAAGGCAGCCUGGCAGCCAUUCAAGAGCUGGGCUACAGCCUUGGAAUCCCUUACCUCACCAACAUCGUGUCAACAAGGCCCCAUGCGUCCUACUGUGUGUCCAGAAAAAGGCUUUCGUUCUCAGAGGGCGAUGAGAUCGAUGUCCAGACAAGGAGUGUCAUUGUGCGUCGGGUCCGGAACGACACAACCCAUCCCCCUCGCUCGAAUUAUGAGAGGAAAGCAUCAGAGAGAUCGUCUUCCCCUUUCUCGGCGAAAGAGUCCGCUAUGCCGCCAUCGGAAUACAACGUGUAUGAAUCUCUCAGAAACUCUGAAGCCAUCUGCAGGAAGUCAUCUGAGCAGAGUAAAGCUGCCGAGAGGAAGUCCAUCUAUCCGUACAGCUCCAUAUUAAAAGGGAACUCAUCCGUUCGGCCCCAGCUGACAUCAUCUGUGUCUUUCUGUGAUGCGGAAGUGCAGUCCACCCGGCUGCAGGACACUAAAUUGGAGGACGAGGAGCUGCAGGCUCACUAUCACACCCAAGUGCCCUUCCGUGGUCAAGCCAGUGAGCCAAGCCAGACCAUUGACAGGAGCGGGCCGCUCAUUAAAAGCCUCCUCCGAAGAUCGUUGUCCAUGGACAGUCCCGUUCCGGUCUUCUCGCCCACGCUGGAGCUCAAGGGGCUGCAAAACCGCGAACACUCGGUUGUCAAAAUGGCAUCAAAAACAUCUGAGCCAGAAACAUCUGCUCACAAUGGCAAUUCAAAUAGAACAUCUCCCCUGGUUCUCAGGUCAAAGUACCCCAGCAGGUAUGAUGAAAAUACUCAGGUAAAAGGAGAGUACAGUGUAAAAGAUGAGCCCAGCAGUCCACUCGCUGAUCCCAUGGACAUUAUUCAAAUCACAGUCGGAGAUGCCUUGCCUGUCAAUCUCAGAGACUUGCAAACGGAUUGCGAGCAAGAUUCAAGGUCAGACUUCAAUCCCUUUGGGAAAAGAAAGGAUAGGCCGGACAACCGAAGGUACCCGUUCAAGAAGAACAAAAUAUUUAAGGAACACACCCUCUCACUUGAUGAGAAUGUGUCAGACACAGUACCUCAGAUCGCCGACAGCGAUUCCAAUGAAAACAGCGGGGAGAUGCCCCAGAACAAUAUUUUCAAAUGCUGGAACUGUUUGAAGGUGUUCAGGUCCAGCGCCGGACUACACCGCCAUGUAAAUAUGUAUCACAACCCCGAAAAGCCGUAUGCUUGCGACAUCUGCCAUAAGCGCUUCCAUACCAACUUCAAAGUGUGGACUCACUGCCAAACUCAACAUGGUGUAUUACAAAACCCAGCGUCGUCCUCCAGCUCCUCGGUGCUGGAUGAGAAAUUUCAGAAGAAACUGAUAGAUAUCGUGCGAGAGCGGGAAAUCAAGAAAGCCCUGCUUUGGAAGUUAAAGAGGAAUAAGCAGGGUCUGCAAUCUUCUGCACUCGCCAAGAAAAGAUCAAGGCCCAGCUUCAUAUGUCCUUACUGUGGGAAGGUAUUUGUGUUCCAGUCUCAGUACAGACAGCAUUUAAGAACGCACCCGGCUGAAAAAGCUGACGAGGACAUGGAGAGCGAGAGCCUCCUCUACCAGGAGCAGGAUGAGAACAUUCAACAGCAGGACGCAGACGCUGGCGUUUACUCCUGUCGACUCUGUCAUAUGAAGCUGUCGUCACUCUUCGAGCAGGGCGACCACGAGAGGGGCUGUCGACACGCAACGGUGUGCCCCUACUGCGGCCUCCGCUUCUCGAGUCCAACGGUCAAGACGGACCACGAGGCUCACUGUAAAUACAAGAAACUGACGUGCCUGGAGUGCAUGCGGACCUUCAAGUCCUCCUUCAGCAUAUGGCGCCACCAGGUGGAGGUCCACAACCACAACAUGAUGACGGUCAAAGACCAGAUUCACCUGAGGCAGCACAGCGACGAGGCGUCUGAAAUGCUCGGCGAGGAGCAGUACGCCGACGAGCCUCUGGCCCCCGGGAGCUCAAGAGAGGUCAUCGCUUACAGCGACUCCUCGGGCCCGCCCAUGUACGAUUCUGAAGACUCCUCGUCCUAUGUGCCUGAGGACCUGAGCAUGGCCCACCAUGGCAAGCUGGUGGUGAAAGAAGAGCCGUUUGAGGAGGCUGUGAGUGAGAUGGAGAACGCCGAGUCAGCCAAAGGGGGGCCCGAGGAACCCGGCGUGUGGCCGUGCGAGAAAUGCGGAAACCUCUUCAGCUCUCGCAAAGACCUGGAGCGACACCAGGAGCUGCUCUGCCACAUCAAGCCCUUCAUCUGUCACAUCUGCAACAAAGCCUUCAGGACCAACUUCCGCCUUUGGAGCCACUUCCAGUCCCACAUGUCGACUGCGAACGAGCCCGGAGCCAAAGAGAUCGACAGGGAGCUGUCGUCCCUGUCGCCCUCCCCGCCCGCGACCCCUCAAAGCGCUGACCGCCCCUCCCCCGAGGCCGCCGUGUUCAAGUCCACCCAGGCGGCGCCGGUGGCUGCAGCGAUGGCCGAGGAGUCCAGCAGCCCGGAGCCCUGCGGCUCGUCGGCGAGCAAGGCCAAGAGGCUGGAGCUCGAGCGGCAAGCCGGCAGCCCUCUGUCGAGGUCCAACAGCAUGGAGAACGCAGGCGGCCCUCAGGAUUCCGACACGCUCUUUUAUCACGCGCCGUCUCUCUCGGCCCUGACCUUCAAGAGGCAGUACAUGUGUAAACUCUGUCACAGGACCUUCAAGACGGCCUUUAGUCUCUGGAGCCACGAGCAGAGUCACAGCCACGUGUGAGCACCAGGCCGGUUGUGGUGGUGCACUUGAGACGAGACUUCAUCUUACAAUGAACACACCUCAGCCGACAAAAGGAAGACUCUGAAUGUAUAGCUUGUUUGCUUGCCUCCAGUGUCAUAUAUAUUGAAUGUGCUAGAAUUCUCUGUGAGAUGAGAUGAUGAUAACUGUUUGGUUUUCUUUCCCCUACAAAAUGAGCUAUAAGCAUUUAGCAAUUUUUAACCAUGUUUAGUUGUUUUCUUGUAUUUACCUAUCUUGGUGUUUUUGAGAAAGCAAGGGACAAAGUUGCUCCAGCUGUGCCACUUUUACAGUGGCAAACAUGUACAUUGUUUUCUCAGAGUGGAAAAAGUGCUUCAAAUUAUAAUGGCAGUCGCAGUAAAUUCAAAAGAUGUGAUUUUUGACCCUUCUACCGGAUUUAUCUCUCGCAGUGAGCGACAUCCCUUCAUAUGAUAUUGGUGGCCUCAAUAAUGACUUUCAAAAUGCACUUUGUUUAACAGUUUGAUUCUGUUAGAGAGAGGGGGGGGAGGGGAGUCCCAAAUGUUCACUAGUCCUUUCACUGACUGAGGUUUUUUAGGCUGCCUUAGUAUACAUGAUGAAUAGUCACGUAGUUUUGUUUCAACAUACUUAGCAUCCGUCUGCAUUGGUUCUCUCACGUUUGAGUUUCUUAUUGCAUUUGCGUCAUUUUGUGUAAUGGGGCCGAUUGAAUAAUAAAUUGUCAAAACCUGCACAUGAAACCCACCUCAGACACCUGUUGUUUUAGGCCUCGCAUUUCAGGAUGCAGCCUCGAUUAGUCGUGUACAGUCUCAUGCAGUUCCUUACUGCUCGCCUUGAGGAAUAUUUUCUUUGUAUGUAUACAGAUGAAUGAGAAGUGCAAUCAUACGAUUUGAAAGUUGUUUUCUUCAUCACAUUAAUGUCUUUGAAUCAUUCUAACUUAUUGUUAAAAAGCUCAUUUGUAAAAGGUGCUCAGACCAGCUUAGUAAUGGAACACAAAGGGGGGGGGGGGGAUUUCACAGUAUCCUAAAUACUAGAUGACAUCAUUUAAACUCGAAGAAGAAUGUUUGAAAAAGCACACUGCAGGAUGGUAAUGCAGUUUAUGGUUAUACUCAAGUAAUAGAAAUGAAAUAAAUGACAUUUGUUAUAUAUUAAUUAAACAUUGUCACAAUUUCUCAAUCACUAAAGUCCACCACUCCAGUGCAACACCAGUGUGGCAAUUAAUCAAGCUUUGCAGUUCUUUAAUGGCCUUAUGCAAUUUUGUAAAAUAUUUUGUCGAUUUUAUUAUUUUACACAAAAGCACAACAGAGUUUCAGAUGAUUUAUGACUCAGGCUUUUCAAGAAGAGGGAAGCAUGAGGACGCAGAUCUUUUAUUCUAUGAAUGGUGAGAAAGUGUUCCUGCUCCCUAACGAUUUAUUAUUAAAGGUUGUGUUGAUUGUAUUCCAGUUGUUUCACAAUUGUAUUCUUGUACAAGUAUAUAGUUAUGCUUUGGCUUGAUGGAUUAGACCUUCGUCAUAAAUUAUUACAGUUGCUACAAUUUGGGAGAUGUUGCAUUCAAAGAGUGCUCCAAACUAUGGGAAUUUGUUUUCCUCUGAGACGCGAGCUGCAUUGUGAUGUUAAAUUCUUUGGAGAACGUCUGUAUUGAUAAUAGUGCUCUUAAUUUCUCGUGAUGAAAGACUUCCUGAAAGUUUCACAGAAAUGAUUAGAAAUCGUGUACAUGGAAGUGUUUGUAUUCUCGAUUUUGUACCAAUUUUGUUAGUAAACAAAGGUUUUAUCUUUUUAGUAUCCCUGUGCUCUCACUGCAAUAAUGAAUAUUUGUAUCGGCAUUGGUUGCAUUAUUGUUGCUUUUGGAAACUUGCAGCUGUUUUGUGUUUAGGUUUUUCUACAGUUUUUGUGCUUCGAUUCUGUAAUAAAGAGUAACAAUGGAGUAUAUAUACAA
Molecule: messenger RNA, 5687 nt
Organism: Pseudoliparis swirei
Lineage: Eukaryota; Metazoa; Chordata; Actinopteri; Perciformes; Liparidae
Gene: zbtb21
Product: zinc finger and BTB domain containing 21
Exons: 2
Coding region: 731-3760 (1009 amino acids)
Biological process (GO): regulation of transcription by RNA polymerase II
Cellular component (GO): nucleus
Molecular function (GO): protein binding; DNA-binding transcription factor activity, RNA polymerase II-specific; RNA polymerase II cis-regulatory region sequence-specific DNA binding
Source: RefSeq, a predicted model, not a curated record